AUGGACAAGACACAGCGCGCUGCGAGUGGUAUGCCGGCGGUAAAGCAGGGCAUCGAGAAGCUGUGCAGUGGAUGCAUGAAGGGCAAGCUGACGAUUGAUACAUUUCCGUCUCAAUCGUUAACAAGGAUGUCACGUGUGUUGGAACUAGUACACACGGACGUGAUGGGACCGAUGAAGACGGUCUCAAAGGGUGGUGUACGAUUCGUAUUGACAUUCGUAGACGACUACUCAAGAUUUGUGGCAGCGUACUUCAUGAAGCACAAGAGCGAGGUGGCCGCAAGGCUUAGCGAGUUCAAGGCUUUCUAUGAGAAUCAAUGGGGCAAGCACUUGAAGUGUAUACGGUCGGAUAACGGGACGGAGUUUGUCAACAAGAAGAUUGCCCAUAAAUGCGCCCGUAAUGGUAUCAUGCACCAGCGGACAGUACCAUAUAGUCCGCAACAGAACGGCGUUGCAGAACACAUGAAUCGCACUAUCAUGGAGAAGGCAAGGAGCAUGCUGUACUACAAGGGUAUCGACAUGCAGUGGUGGGCAGAGGCGGUCAGUACGGCUGUGUACUUGAUCAACAGAUCGACAAACUCUGCAAAUUCGGACGUAACACCGUUCGAGGUUGGUUUCAAGAUGAAGCCGAGUAUUGAGCAUUUGCGUGUGUUUGGAUCGCAAGGGUAUACUCACAUUGACGACGCCAAGAGGACGAAGCUCGAACCAAAGAGUUACCGGUGUAUGUUCCUCGGAUAUGCGGAGAACACCAAGGGAUACAGGCUGGACGAGCGGGAAGUUGAAGGCAUAUACGACACGGUGGUACCGGAUAAAGUACUAGUCGUCAAGUAUAAUAGGGACACUGAUAAAGCAGUGAUUCCGGUGGCUCGUCCGUAUGAUGGAGACGAGAUGAUGGAAGAUGUCGAAGCAAGCGCUCCUGAUGUCGAGAUGGACGAGAUAGAAUUGGCUCCAUUCGAAACAGGUAUCAUCAUACCUCAAUUACUCGAUCCAGAAACUCAAGAACCAAGAGGCGAUGAGAUAACGGGAUAUCAAGCUCCGAGACAAGCUUUUCAGAUGGACAGGUUGGUAUGUCAGCCGGAGAUAAAUCGGACAAGACGCUUACGAGACAGAAUGCUGCUGCUUGAAAAUGGAAAUAGCAGUGAAGACACGUCAGAAGGUAGCGAUGGACCACCUUCUCCAAAGAGUGCAAGAAUUAAUGACGAAGGUCUCAUUGCAGAGGCUGUAUUAGCCUAUGCUGCAAGCGUUGGCGAGGCGGACGACGGUCCAUCAGUAUACAAGUCCAAGUAUCAACGCACGGUGGCUCUAAGCUCUGCUGAGGCAGAGUACAUGGCUUUAAGCCUGUGUACACAGGAAGUGUUAUGGGUUCGUGCGCUGCUUAAGGAUCUAGGUCACGAGCAAGUGGGAGCAACGUGGGUCUGGGAAGAUAAUCAAGGAAAUGUGGCCCACGGUAUCAUCGUGGUCAAGUACAUCUCCACCAUGGACCAAUUGGCCGACAUGCUUACGAAGGCUCUGGGGACCAAGCGACUGAAGUAUUUGAUACAAGCAAGCUGCAUUGGACCCAAGGGCAUUUAG
Messenger RNA from Peronospora matthiolae, 1569 nucleotides. NCBI's taxonomy places the organism in Eukaryota, Oomycota, Peronosporomycetes, Peronosporales, Peronosporaceae. The record is from the annotation of a GenBank genome assembly.